AUGGAGCAGCUCGGCCGGUGUCUCAACUUGUGCAAGAAUCUCUCGCAGUGUGACCUCUCGAGGGUCGGUCUCACGGAUGAGCCGUGCAGAGCAUUGUUCUCCACCCUCAAAUUCAACGGGGUGCUGACCUGCUUGAACGUGGGCGGCAACUACAUCGGCCCCACUGGCGCGACCGCGAUCGCCGAGGCGCUGCGCGGCAACGAGGUGCUGACCAAGCUCGACCUCUCCGUCAACUACAUCAGCGACGAGGGUGUCAAGGCGCUAGCAUCCGCUCUUCUCGUCAACGAGGUGCUGACCUCCUUGGAUGUGCGCGGCAACGAGAUCGGCUCCACCGGCGCCGCCGCGAUCGCCGAGGCGCUGCGCGGCAACGAGGUGCUGAAAUCCCUCGACGUGCGUUGCAACAAGAUCUCGGGAGACGCCGCGCAGCAGCUGGCGACGGCUGUGCUUGCCAGCCCAUCGCUCGAGAUCUUCGGCUUGGUGCCGCUGAAGGAGCUGCGCGCAAACACGCUCGAUAAGCUAGAUUUGAGCGGCAAGGGCCUUGGGGUGCCAGAGGCCCUUGUGCUGGCCAAGCUGGUCGAGGGCAGCGAGGUGCUGAAAAGCGUCGACCUCCGCGGCAACUCACUUGGCACGGAGGGCUGGUGCGCGAUCUUCGCGGCGCUGCGAGACAACAAGGAGAACAAGAUCGAGUCGUGGGACCUCUCACAUCAGGGCAUCAACGCGGAGGUCGCCAAGGUGCUGGCGGAGUAUGUCUCGGUCAGCGGGGUGCUGAAAAGCAUCAACCUCGAGUACAACAAUUUGGGCGACGAAGGGAAGGGAGUGAUUCGGGAUGCGGUGAGCGGGCGGGUAGGGUUCGAGCUCAAGAUGUGA
Molecule: messenger RNA, 867 nt
Organism: Emiliania huxleyi CCMP1516
Lineage: Eukaryota; Haptophyta; Isochrysidales; Noelaerhabdaceae
Exons: 1
Coding region: 1-867 (288 amino acids)
Molecular function (GO): protein binding
Source: RefSeq, a predicted model, not a curated record